AGUCGGGGGGCGUCGCGAUGCUGCUGCGCCUGCUGCUGGCCUGGGCGGCCGCUGUGCCCGCACUGGGCCAGGCCCCCUGGACCGCCGAGCCCCGAGCCGUCUGCGGCCCGGGCAGUUGCUAUGCGCUCUUCCCCCGGCGCCGCACCUUCCUGGAAGCUUGGCGGGCGUGCCGGGAGUUGGGGGGUAACCUGGCCACGCCGCGGACCCCGGAGGAGGCCAGGCGUGUGGACAGCCUGGUGGGCGUCGGACCGGCCAGCGGGCUGCUGUGGAUUGGGCUGCAGCGGCAGGCUCGACAGUGCCAGCCUCAGCGCCCACUGCGGGGCUUCCUAUGGACCACGGGAGACCAGGACACCGCCUUCACCAACUGGGCCCAGCCGGCUACGGAAGGACCCUGUCCGGCCCAGCGCUGUGCCGCCCUUGAGGCCAGUGGAGAGCAUCGCUGGCUCGAAGGCUCGUGUACCCUGGCUGUCGAUGGCUACCUCUGCCAGUUUGGUUUCGAAGGUGCCUGCCCUGCCUUGCCGGUUGAGGUGGGCCAAGCCGGCCCAGCUGUCUACACCACACCCUUCCACCUGGUUUCCAGCGAGUUCGAGUGGCUACCCUUUGGCUCCGUGGCAGCCGUGCAGUGCCAGGCUGGCAGGGGAGCCUCUCUGCUGUGCGUGAAACAACCUUCAGGUGACGUUGGCUGGUCCCAGGCUGGCCCGCUGUGCCCAGGGACUGGCUGCGGUCCUGACAAUGGGGGCUGCGAACACGAGUGUGUGGAAGAGAUGGAUGGCGGUGUGUCCUGCCGCUGCAGCGAAGGCUUCCGUCUGGCCGCAGAUGGGCACAGUUGUGAAGACCCCUGUGCCCAGGCCCCCUGUGAACAUCAGUGUGAGCCUGGUGGGCCACAAGGCUACAGCUGCCACUGUCGCCUGGGCUUCCGGCCAGCUGAGGACGAGCCACACCGCUGCGUGGACACGGAUGAGUGCCAGAUUGCUGGAGUAUGCCAGCAGAUGUGUGUCAACUAUGUUGGUGGCUUUGAAUGCUAUUGCAAUGAAGGUCAUGAGCUUGAGGCAGAUGGCAUCAGUUGUAGCCCUGCAGGAGCCAUGGGUGCCCAGGCUUCCCAGGACCUUAGAGAUGAGCUGCUGGAUGAUGAGGAAGAAGGCGAGGAUGAAGAGGAGGCCUGGGAGGUCUUUGAUGGCACCUGGACAGAGGAGCAGAGGGUCCUGUGGAUGGCACCUACACAACCACCUGACUUUGGCCUGGGCUACAGGCCUAAUUUCCCACAGGAUGGAGAGCCUCAGAGAUUACACCUGGAGCCUACCUGGCCACCCCCACUCAGUGCCCCCAGGGGCCCCUACCACUCCUCAGUGGUCUCUGCCACCCGGCCCAUGGUGAUCUCUGCCAUGAAACCCACACUACCUUCUGCCCACAAGACCUCUGUUAUUUCGGCCACACAUCCCCCCCUGAGGCCUGUCCAGCCGCCUGCCGUGGCCCCUGCCACGCCUCCAACUGUGAUCCCUGAUCACCAAAUCCCCAAAAUCAAGGCCAAUUAUCCAGACCUGCCUUUUGGCUACAAGCCUGGGAUUAUCUGCACUCACCCAGCACGGCCUCCUGCUUACCAGCCCCCCAUUAUCUCAACCAAGUAUCCCCAAAUAUUCCCUCCCUACCAGUCCCCUAUGUCUCCAGACACCCACUCUGUCACUUAUUUGCCUCCAAUUCCACCUAACCUUGACCCUGGGGAUACCACUUCCAAAGCCCAUCACCAACCGUUGGCCCCAGAUGUUCCAGGCAUCGGAACCCAGGCUCCCCAGCUUUCUGUCCCAGCUGCCCAGCCCUCUCUACCCAGCCACUCGGGGUCCUCUGCCCACGAAGCCCCGGUGCCUGCCGCCACCCAUCCUCCAGCCCUCCCUUCUCUCCUCCCCUCUCGGAGCCCCAUUAACCAGACCUCAACUAUCAGCCCUUCACGCCCUUAUUCCAGAGCCCCUCUAGUCCCAAGGGAAGGAGUUCCCGGUCCCAAAUUGGUGCCAUGGCUGCCCUCAGUGCCCCCUACAGCAGCACCAACAGCCUUGGCAGAGGCCGGUCUUGCAGGCCAAAGCCAGAGAGAUGACCGGUGGCUGCUGGUGGCACUCCUGGUACCAACAUGUGUCUUCUUGGUGGUCCUGCUUGCACUGGGCAUCGUGUACUGCACCCGCUGUGGUCCCCAUGCUCCCAACAAGCGCAUCACUGACUGCUAUCGCUGGGUCACACAAGCUGGGAACAAGAGCCCAACAGAACCCAUGCCCCCCAGAGGCAGCCUCACAGGGGUACAGACCUGCAGAACCAGUGUGUGAUGGGGUCCACAUACCCCUUGUGGGGUAGGAAGGACGGGACUCGCUUUGGACACAUGGAUGAGACCGCACCAGGGACUUAUGGGGGCUACCCAGCUGGACAGAAGGGGUUCUGCUCCUUGGGCUCAGCAUUCAUGGCAAAGGACACACCAAGGCCUCCUCCAGGACCUCAAGGGGUGGGUGCUGGGAUCAUCUCCAAUAAAUGGGGUGCCAACCUCACCCAAAACUCCUGACCCCCUCUGAUGCCUGAGGGAAGGGUCUGGGAGGACUGGUGGGAGGGGAAAUGGAGCUCCCUCCCAUUUAUCUAGGUAAGGUAAGAAUGCUUUAAGAGGAGGUGUGCUUCAGAAUUUCCAGUGGAACAAGCUGAGAGGGCUGACUCGUCCACUGUUACACAGCAAGCCCAGAAUUCUGGGGACUUGGCAGGGAAGGAAGUCCACAUUUGUUCCUCUUUUUAUUAAAAUGCAAAGAAAAUCA
Molecule: messenger RNA, 2780 nt
Organism: Peromyscus leucopus (white-footed mouse)
Lineage: Eukaryota; Metazoa; Chordata; Mammalia; Rodentia; Cricetidae
Gene: Cd248
Product: CD248 molecule
Biological process (GO): cell migration
Cellular component (GO): extracellular matrix; external side of plasma membrane
Molecular function (GO): extracellular matrix protein binding; extracellular matrix binding; calcium ion binding
Source: RefSeq, a predicted model, not a curated record